AUGUCGAAGUGCAAUGUCCCUGGAAUUGGACUGGCUAGUCACAUGCAGCGUCCAGGACUCACGUGUCUACAGAGAAAGAGCCGUGCCCUGCUGACUGCCUAUCUAGGGAGAUGCCUGGAGGAGCCCAGGAGUAAAGCAGAGGAGGCUUACGAUCGGGAUGGCAGCAGAUCGCACGUGCACAGUGGCUGUCCGGAGAUAGCAGAGCGGCGGGCGGUUAUCUCCGCUCGGCAGCUUCUGGCAAGGCAAGCAGGUCAGCCGCAGCUGAGAGGGACGCGUCCGACAACCUCGUCUCAGUUCUCUCAUCGUCCGCAAUCAUCCCUCCCGAAGAUGAACGAUCGAGGGAGGCAACCCACGUCCAAUCGCACCAAGAAAGCCUGCACCGAGUGCCGCCAGCAAAAGGCCAAGUGCGAUGCCUAUCUGCAUCCCGAUCAGCCGUGUUCCCGAUGCCGCAAGGUCCACGCGAAAUGCGUCAUCUCCGACCCCUUCAAGAGAGAGCAUAAGCGGAAGUUUUUCCGUGACUAUGCUCCGUUCAUGCCCAUUCUGGACCCCCACCUCAGCCCCAAUGCCUACUACGCGCAGUCGAGCUUGCUGUUCUGGGUCAUCAUCGGCGUCGCGAGUCGAAGCUACUCCAAAAACCCCACGCUCCCAAGUGCCCUCGCACGACAUAUCCUGGACGCAGUCCUCCUUUCCACCGCAUCCAAUUCGGCGGCAUUGUACAAGAUCCAGGCACUCCUCCUGUUGCUGACUUGGCCGUUUCCCAAGAUGGACGUCCUGUUUCCUCUGAGCGGUUUGCUCUUGCACCUCGCCAUGCUCAACGGCCUACACAUCCCCAUGUCGACCCAUGAAUUCGCCAAGAUGAAAACGAACAAUCUCACCGAGAUCGACAUCCAUAGGCGCUCCGAACUAUGGGCGCACUGCAUCAUUGUGUAUCAGCAUCUGUUUCUCGGGCGAUUGGAAUGGCAGUGGGCUAACCAGCCCCUGGAUUCGGACACGUUCUACACGACCGUCUGCCGGCUACACAUCCGAGUUCUACAUUUCUACAAGGGCCUGAGUUUAACGAACGACGGUUGUUUUUCGCGGUUGCUCGCAACGGCAUGUACUAUGAUCGAUUUGCUCCGGCUACUCAAGAGUGCGAUAUCCCGGGAUCUGGACACCGAAAGGGCCCGGUCGUGUCUCUUCAAGGGGAUCAAUAUGCUCAAGACCAUCUCCGUCGACCGCGACGACGUGACGGACAUGUGUGCCACGCUCUUGAAGCAGUUGUGGAAUAGUUCCAAAGCGUUUCGAAAGCCGGACGGCACCGAGCAUACCACCCUGCGGAUUCGCAGUCGCCUGACGAUGAGUCCGCUUCUCGAUGCGUUGUGGUGGUGGCGGGAAGAGCAUGAUCCUUCGCACAAACCGGUGAUGCCUGAGGAUUCACAUCGGGAUUCCAAUGGGAUCAUUCCCACACAGGAUCCGUCGGCAGUGGCUUCGGAGCGACCCGAAGUUCUCCCGUUCCUCAAUGACGACUUCCUGGCCGACUUCGAGUGGGCGUUGGGGAAUGAUUACCUGUUUCCCCCAACCGAGCCGUAUGGGACCAUGCCAUGGUCCUCCACGACGAACGGGGUGUAG
This is a messenger RNA of Rasamsonia emersonii CBS 393.64, 1608 nucleotides long. Its product is annotated as C6 transcription factor. The transcript has 7 exons. Gene Ontology annotation, molecular function: zinc ion binding; DNA-binding transcription factor activity, RNA polymerase II-specific; transcription cis-regulatory region binding. Gene Ontology annotation, biological process: regulation of DNA-templated transcription. Bases 1 to 1608 code for a protein of 535 amino acids. Gene Ontology annotation, cellular component: nucleus. Lineage: Eukaryota; Fungi; Ascomycota; Eurotiomycetes; Eurotiales; Trichocomaceae. The record is from RefSeq and is a predicted model, not a curated record.